Protopterus annectens (West African lungfish) is the source of this 2757-nucleotide messenger RNA. RefSeq names its product occludin-like. Gene Ontology annotation, biological process: bicellular tight junction assembly. Gene Ontology annotation, cellular component: apical plasma membrane; bicellular tight junction; cytoplasmic vesicle. The record is from RefSeq and is a predicted model, not a curated record. The coding region runs from base 318 to 1883 and encodes 521 amino acids. NCBI's taxonomy places the organism in Eukaryota, Metazoa, Chordata, Ceratodontiformes, Protopteridae. The transcript has 8 exons.
GUAAACCAUUAAUCCCAAGGGACACUGCCAUUGUUGGCUUCCAGCAGGACAGAGUUAAGACAUGUACACCAUAACAACUUGCAUUUAGUGUCUAGGAAAGCGAUGUUUCUUAAGUUUGUUUUUCCUAAACUUAGCGGUAGUUCAACAAGUACAGUAUACGCUGAAAAAGAAUCAAAAGCAAAGCCCAAAAUAAAAUCUAAGUAACCAGACGUAUAUAAAAUGAUCGAAGCGGGACAUACCUGAGAAAAGACCAGACCGCUACAGUCUCCACAUAAGGACAGUACUACCUAAGUUUGUGCCAGAGAGGCCGCAUAAACAUGUAUGAAAAGAAGGGUUAUGACAGUGCCCCUAUGUACAGCCCACCCAGCUACUUCAGUCCACCUACAAGUUACAGGCCAUCUGGGGAAGGGUAUGAUUAUGGGGUUUAUUCUCCUCAAUCUCAUCAGCCAGGUUCUUAUUACAUUAAAGAUGAACCGCAGCAUUUUUAUAAAUGGACUUCUCCACCAGGCAUCAUCCGAAUUCUUGGUGUCAUCAUUAUUAUACUGUGUGUUGGUAUCUUUGCUUGUGUGGCAUCAACCCUGGCAUGGGACUCGAAUUAUGGCUAUGGAUCUGGGCUUGGAGGUGCAUACUCAGGAGCUGGCUAUUAUGGAUCGCUUGGUAUGGGCAGCUAUCUUGGCGGCUAUGGAGGUUAUGGGUAUUAUGGAACUUACACUAGUCCGCAAGCUGCUAAAGGAUUUAUGAUUGCUAUGGCAGCCAUAUGCUUUAUCUUUUCAUUGGCAUUCUUUGUGAUGAGUGUCUCCAAGUCAGAGAGCUCUCGGUCACGGAAGUUUUAUUUAAUCAUGCUUGUGUUUUGUGCCAUCCUGGCUGUCUUACAGUUGAUAGCCACCAUUGUGUAUAUCAUGGGAGUGAAUCCAUAUGCCCAAGGCAGUGGAACAUACUACCAGGUACAAAUUCAGACACUUUGUAGCCAGUACUAUGCACCAAUGGCAGGGGGAGCCUUUGUCAACCAGUAUCUCUAUCACUACUGUAUUGUGGAACCUCAAGAAGCCAUUGCUAUGGUAUGUGGUUUCCUGGUCUCACUGGCUUACUGCAUCAUUUGUGUCUUUGCUCAAAAAACACGACACAAGAUUUGGAAGUAUGGGAAGCCCAACAUAUAUUGGAAAAAGCCCUUUGCUGAUGUCAAUGGUGGUCCUGAUGUGGAGGAGUGGGUAAAUAAUGUUGCCAGCAAUCCCGAUGAAGGUGGCACAGUGGUACUCUCAGAAAAGAGCCAGGCUCACACAAUCAAGAGUGCCAGUGAAUACCAAAGCUACCAACACAAAGAAAAUGGCAAUUAUUUUUCAGAGAACUAUAACCAAAACAGUUAUCCGGUUAUUGAAAUGACCUCUGCAGUACAAGCCCUCAACUCCAGCAUCUCUGAUGAAGCCCCAAAGGAAAGCUACAGGAAGCCUGCUGCUCGGAGAGGCAGGAGAAGUCGACGCAACCCUGAGUUUGAAGACUCUCAGUAUGAAACAGAAUACACAACUGGGGCAGACUCCUGUAAUGAAAUGGAUACGGAAGAGUGGGAAAGACAGUAUCCUCCUAUCACCAAUGAUGUAAUCCGUCAAGAAUAUAAAAAGGAGUUUGACAGUGAUCUUAAGCAGUAUAAGAAACUGUGUGCUGAGAUGGAUAGUAUCAGUGAUGAGAUGAACUUGCUCAACAAGCAACUAGACACCCUGCCUGAGGACAGCUUGCAGUAUCAGGGAGUGGCAGAGGAGUACAACAGAUUGAAGGACCUGAAAAGGACCACAGAGUACCAAACUAAAAAGCUUCAGACCAAACAACUGAGGAACAAAUUGUUUCAUAUCAAACGGAUGGUGAAGCUAUAUGACAAGGAAAGGGCGUAACUCUUCAGCAGCUACUUGAAUAAAGACUGCUAAAAAGAGGACUGAGAAGAACAAUGGCAUUCAUUCAUUCACUGCUGUGAAUGUGAUGGGAAGUUUUUCCUAAUGAAGGUGUUUUUUUUUUCCUUCGUAACAGAACAGGAUAUUUGUAAAAAAAAAAAACAAACAAACAACUGUUUAAACAGAAAUGGGAGGAGGGUAUUAAGCCCUUACUUGGAAUUGUUGGAAAUAUGUUGAGAAACUAAUAUAUAAUAUAAUUUUUCCAGUUCAUUACACUGUGUUGUAUGAAAAUGUGACGUUAUAGAUUUAAAAAAAAAGACUGACUGACUUGAAGCAGUAAUGCAAGUCUAGUAAAAUGCAAAUGGAAAAUGUUUUAAUAAUGAGCUGUGAAAACAUACAAGCACUGAUUUGUCAAAGACAUUUCAAUCAUUUGUAGACUGUUGAACCAUAAAGUAUUUCUGUUCAUCAAGAAACAAGUCAUUGUAGCUAUGGAUGUUCGUCCUGUUAAAUCACUGUUGCAGCAGUCCUCACUACUGAAGGUCCAGAUUCUAGCCUGACUUCCAGAGCUCAGCAUCCUUCCCGUCCAGGCUAGGUCAAAAUCUACCUACACCAUUUUAGAUCUUUUCUUGUUGCAGCUUACAGAGUAUGCGCAGUAAUUUUGCAUCUGUAGUCCACUGUGAUUCAGCCUUUGGGGCUCAGUCAUUUUUUUAUUGCUAAUUGUAUAUUGCUACUAAUUACUGUGUAGUCAAUAGGGUCAGGCAACCAGUUAGCAGAUUAGGGCACGUCCACCUCUAGAAGAGAAAGCAGGUGCUUUAAAGGUAGACAAGUACUACACAAAGAUUUCCAUAAUUUGUGUAUGUGGGUGUGUGUGUGUGUG